CUUCUGUAAAAGUGGCGGAAAGUUAUAAAUUUUGAGUAUUUUUGAGUUUUUGAAGGCUUGGUCGCCGCUGUCACAGCCGCCGCUGGAAAGGCUGUUUCUGUUGCCCAUGAACGGGUUGCGCAUGGAUGUUUGGAAACACUCACGAUUGCACUAACAAGGUGAUAAUUACUAUACAACAUGCUGAAGAGACACAACCUGAUGUGUGUUACAGGUGACAUGGGCUUUGCUGCUUUUCCUAACAACCAAUGAUGGAGUUCGUUGCCAGCAACAGACUAAUGGCCAUUGAGCCACCUGGUGGGUCAUGGGCUGACCGCUCACCUCUGCACGACGCUGCGUGUUACGGCCGUGUCCUGGCGCUGAAGACCCUGCUGGACCAGGGAGCGUGUGCUAACCUCAGCACCAUUGACUCGGUCACUCCGCUACACGAGGCAUGUUUGGGCGGACAUGCAGUCUGUGCCAAAAUGCUCAUCUCUGCAGGAGCUCAGGUAAAUGCCAGAAACAUAGACGGCAGUACGCCGCUGUGUGAUGCGUGCUCACGUGGAAGUGUUUCCUGUAUCAACCUGCUGCUGUCUCACGGUGCUGAAGUCAACCCGAGUCUCAUCACUGCAUCACCACUACAUGAGGCUGUGCUCAGAGGACACCAGGAAUGUGUAGACAUCCUCAUAGAGAAUGGCGCCAGGAUAGAGCACACCGACUGUCACCAUGGUACACCUCUACAUGUAGCAUGUGUCAGGGGUCACGUGGAUUGUGCCAAGUCUCUUCUUCUAGCAGGUGCUAACCCCAAUGCCACAAAGAACCAUGAAACUCCACUGCACUAUGCAGCACAGAAUAACUACACUGCUGUGAUCCAAGUCCUAGUGGAACAUGGUGCCAAUAUCACAGCACUGAAUCAGAAUGGCAAGAGAGCUCUUCACCUUACUGCAGAGGACAGUGAAGCCAGACAACUUCUGUUUUAUGUUGAAGGCCAUGUAGAGAGCCUGAAGCAGCUGUGCAGACUGACCAUCAGGCAGAGUGUUGGAGCAGGCAGGCUCGAGUAUCUCAGCUCACUCAAGCUACCGGACCUCAUGCUAAACUUUCUGUGUCACAGAUAGCCAGUAUAGUACACUGAAAUACCCAUUAAGAAUACAUUUGUAUAUACUAGUACCUGUAACAAGUCAUGUACAAGAUAGAAUCGGAUGUUUUUCCACCUUGGGCCACAGCAAGUAAAUUUUAUGAAUGACAUCCUCAGUAGACCCCAAGUUGAAUGUGGGCAGGUGAAAAAAAGUUGACAAAAGAAGCAAGAUGUUUUCAAAUUUAGACACCAUAUAGAUAGACUUGACUUGAAGCAAUGGGACAUGGUAUCACAAUCAACAAGAAAUUGCUGUAUUCAAUAAUACAGUGACACUGAGUGAUGUCAGCAGUAAACUUAUUCUUGUUUUUCUUUUUUUCGAAAUCAUGCAAAAAUCAAUACAUGUGUAUCCAUAAAAUUACUUGCUGUGGCUCUAGGUAAUAUGACACACACCCAUGUUGAGGUGAUGAUGCAAAAUAUAUUACAUGUAGUUGCAAUUCUGAGGGUAUAUUGGAUAACUCACUCUGUAGUAGAAGUUAAAAUCAAUGUACCUUUCAGCAAAAUUGAUGAAAAAGCCACUGUUGGAAGUGCUUGUAAUUAAGCCAGAAAUGCUGUCUAAAAAUGAAGAGCAUUUCGAUGCAGUGCUGAUGGUCUUAUCAUGUUGUUUUGUUUUAUAUGUCAAUACCUCAGUUUUCAGAGCCGUCUAGGAAGUAUACAUGUAUGUAACAGUUAUGUGUGUGUGAUGUAUCUUGAUAGCCAGUGCAAAAAGUUACAAAAUGUUCAUUAAACCUAAUUAUUUGUGACAAAUAUAGAUUAUUUGCAAAUUUUCUUGAAAUAUUGCUGUAAUAUGUUGUGAAGAAGAUCAUAUGCUUAAGAUUUUAGGUGCUGAAACACAGCAACGAGCAAAGUUUUAUACCUGUAACCUGGGUUUGUGUUGGGUCUUACACCAUGGUUGAACUGGACCCAAUUUGAAUAACUGCCAAACAUUAUCUUGAAUAGAUAAGACAUGUUGUAAUUGAUAAAAAAGUUUAUGUCCAGGUAGGAUACUUGCCACAUUUCUUAGUGUAAACAGAAGCCACCCUAGCCCUUCUUUGUACAUGUAGUGAUGUACAUAUUGCAGCACACCAUGUGGUGCUAUGGCAGUGAGAUUUAGAGCAGGAACAUUUCUUUUUGUUUUGAAGUUUAUACUUUUGCCAGUAUGAAAAACAAUAGAUUUACAGAAUGUACAUGCAAGCCAUAUUAAGCUCAUAAUAUUAUUGAUCACUCUAUCAUAAAGGAAAGUAAACAGUGUUGUGG
Branchiostoma floridae (Florida lancelet) is the source of this 2344-nucleotide messenger RNA. Its product is annotated as ankyrin repeat and SOCS box protein 13-like. Lineage: Eukaryota; Metazoa; Chordata; Leptocardii; Amphioxiformes; Branchiostomatidae. Gene Ontology annotation, molecular function: protein binding. The transcript has 8 exons. Gene Ontology annotation, biological process: positive regulation of protein catabolic process; protein ubiquitination; intracellular signal transduction. Bases 246 to 1091 code for a protein of 281 amino acids. The record is from RefSeq and is a predicted model, not a curated record.